UUGUUUGUGUGGAGAUUUUCAAGAACAAACAAAAAAAAGAGUCGAAGAUGGCAACAAAAUCCACAGGAGAUAUCGAGAAAACCAAGUCAACAGAAACGAAGAAGAAGUUAAAUGUGCUGAUCGUCGAUGAUGAUGCAUUAAACCGUAUACUCCACGAUAAGAUCAUCAAAACGAUCGGAGGAGUUUCUCAGACGGCCAAAAAUGGUGAGGAGGCAGUGAUCCUCCACCUCGACGGCAAGGCAUCCUUCGAUCUUAUCCUAAUGGAUAAGGAAAUGCCCGAGAGGGAUGGAGUCUCGGCAACUAAGAAGCUUAGAGAAAUGAAAGUGACGUCAAUGAUCGUUGGGGUGACGUCAUUAGCUGACAACGAAGAGGAGCGUAAGGCUUUUAUGGAAGCCGGACUUAACCAUUGCUUGGCAAAACCCUUAACCAAGGACAAGCUUCUCCCUCUCAUUAACCACCUCUUCGAUGCUUAAUGGUUGACGUCGUCUCAUUAUGUAUCUAGCUAUAUCUAUGUUUUCUAUCGUUAAAAAAUGCAAUAAUGUCUACACAUACACGUGUAUAUGACAUAUAUAUAUUAUAUAUCUGGAUGUGUGUUUCUUUUGAAAUUUAGGGUUCUUUUCAUAUCUAUGUUGUUUUUCUUUUAUCGUCCUAGAUGAAUCAUGUAAGUCGUUUCUUUUCGCUUAUAUAAUAUACUUCAUAUAUUAUA
This is a messenger RNA of Capsella rubella, 706 nucleotides long. Its product is annotated as two-component response regulator ARR22. The coding region runs from base 48 to 473 and encodes 141 amino acids. The record is from RefSeq and is a predicted model, not a curated record. NCBI's taxonomy places the organism in Eukaryota, Viridiplantae, Streptophyta, Magnoliopsida, Brassicales, Brassicaceae. Gene Ontology annotation, biological process: phosphorelay signal transduction system. The transcript has 2 exons.